Messenger RNA from Drosophila rhopaloa, 7558 nucleotides. It is a transcript of the gene Alh, whose product is annotated as protein AF-10. Lineage: Eukaryota; Metazoa; Arthropoda; Insecta; Diptera; Drosophilidae. Gene Ontology annotation, molecular function: histone binding; nucleosome binding. The transcript is spliced from 14 exons. Gene Ontology annotation, biological process: regulation of transcription by RNA polymerase II. Bases 252 to 6434 code for a protein of 2060 amino acids. Gene Ontology annotation, cellular component: nucleus. The record is from RefSeq and is a predicted model, not a curated record.
UCUAAAAAAGUACCCAUCGCUAAAAAUUUACCCGUCCGUCUGUAACAGAGUUUUUUUAUUUCGGCGUAAAAAUGCUUCUAAAUCGUUGUUUUUAGAGCUGAAAUCAUAAAACGUCUCGGAUUGGGAGGCUUUUCGCAAAAAUCGUGCAAUUGGAAUAUCCGCGCAACCUGCAAAAUCGUUUCACCAAAGCUGCAUUUGUAUACAGAGCAGGUGGUGUUGUCUCCCUCUCACGACCGCACUGCUCGUUCCUGAUGUGCGAGCGAAACAACAACAAACAAGUUACAAGUUCUAACAAAAUUCCGUCUACCUUUAAUGCAAAAGUGGAGCUAGACUCCAGCAAAGACGACACCAUUCACUCCGCAAGCUUGAAUAAGAAACUGGUCAAAAUUAAAAAGUUUAAGUUGGACGAUAUGAAGGAGAUGGUGGGCGGCUGUUGCGUUUGUUCGGACGAGCGGGGGUGGCCGGAGAACCCGCUCGUCUAUUGUGACGGCCAAAAUUGUACGGUGGCAGUGCACCAGGCAUGUUACGGCAUUGUGACGGUGCCCACGGGACCAUGGUACUGCCGAAAGUGCGAGUCCCAGGAGCGAACCUCGCGGGUGCGUUGCGAGCUGUGUCCCUCCCGAGAUGGAGCCCUCAAGAAGACAGAUAACAGCGGAUGGGCGCAUGUAGUCUGCGCCCUGUAUAUCCCAGAGGUGCGGUUUGGGAAUGUUACCACCAUGGAGCCUAUUAUAUUGUCGUUAAUUCCGCCGGAGCGGUAUUCAAAGACUUGCUAUAUUUGCCAGGAGAUUGGCAAACCGAAUCGUGCCAAUGUCGGCGCCUGUAUGCAGUGCAACAAAUCGAACUGCAAACAGCAGUUUCACGUUACCUGCGCCCAGAGCCUUGGUUUGCUUUGCGAGGAGGCGGGCAACUAUCUAGAUAAUGUUAAAUACUGCGGGUACUGCCAGCACCAUUACAGCAAACUGAAAAAGGGCGGCAACGUCAAAACCAUACCGCCAUAUAAACCCAUUCAACAUGACACCUCUUCCGAUUCAUGUUCAUCGCCCGAGAAGGAGAUCGAUUCCACAAUGAACUCCGCGGCAACCUCGGCCACGAGCAUUAAGAUCACCAGCACCAGUGUCAGUGGCAGUGGCAGCAGCACUGCUUUGAAUGCCAGCUCCAGUGUGGGAAUUACCGGGGGAAGCGGAAGCAUAAGUGGGGUCUCCUCGUCCUCCAAGCAGCGCAAGAGCAAUGCGUCCGGGAAAUCGUCAAGCAGCAGUAGUAGCAGCUCAUCAUCCUCGAUGGGAGUGGCGGCCAACCCGUCUUCAAGUUCUGCAGGCAGUGCUAGUCAUAUACCACCAGGGGGAAGUUUACUACCAGGCAGUAGUAACACCAGCAAUAUUAACAGUAAUUUAAGCAAUAACCUGCCAGGUGGCAGCAGUGCUGGAAUCGUGGCUGGUGGAAACUCCAGCGCUGGAAAUUUACCAGCAUCUAGCAGUGGCGUAACUCAAUCGACGGCCAGUCAAACGUCGGCAGCAGCAGUUACCACAAAAUCAUCAGCCAGCAGCUCGAGCAGUGGUAGUAGCAGCUACAAGGAUAAACAUAGCAAAAACUUAAGCAAAUCUACCUCUAGUAAGGACAAGGAUGGAAAAGAUAACGCUAGUAAUUCAGCGAACAAUAGUUUCUCGAAUUCAUCAGCCUCAUCAACGUCUUCCAAUUCCCUGUCGUCACGAGAGAAAUCAUCAUCGAAGCUUUCAAAAAGCAAAGACUCCAAUCAAGUACCAAGUGCAACUAGCAGCACGACUGCAACCAGCAGUAUCAAUACCCAGCCCAUUUCGUCCACCUCAACAGCUAGCAGUGGAUUGGGAGGAACCGGAACACAUGUGAGCAGUUCAGCUGCUAGUAUCAUUAACUCGAAUGCAUCCACGACUACGACCAAUGAGCACUCGAAUCAUGCCCAUAAUCUUAGCACAAAUAGUGUAGGUUGUGGAAGCACAGCCGGAAAGCAGCAAUCGGCCAGCAAUCUGAGCAAUUCACAUCUGACCACGAGUAGUUCGAGUUUUGGAUCUGAGUUAAGAUCAGGAAGCACCACAUCAAGCUUAGCUUUGAACGAUUCCUCUGGAUUCGGAAGUAAUUCAAAUUCAGAAAGGGAGAAUUCGGCAGGCGCUGGUUCGUCUGCCAGCAGUCUCACCGGAACGGUGGGUUCGGGCUUAGGCGGCGUAUCCUCUAGUGCAGCCACUAAUCUGAGCACCAAUAAGGGAGGCUCUUCGUCAUCAGCGGCGAGCAAUCCCACAUCUACAAACCUCUCCUCGGGCAGCUCCUCAAAUUCAGCUUCAAAAAAACGAAAGGCAGACUCUGCCAAGUCUAGCGGUUCCGUUUCCAUCGCUACAUCCGCUCUGGACGAUAAUAAUAGGUGGGGAACGAGAGUCGCGAAGCAAAGCUUGAUAUCCAGAUACGAUAUUAAAGAUGUUCAUGUAGCACUGACACCGCUAACAGACUUUGAGAAGGAAAUAGAGAAGAGCUCCAAGAGGCAACGUACCGAACUCAGCCCGCCCACCCAUCAAACAUCCGCCACCGCCGAUGUAAAUGCACCGCUGGCCAGCUCGACGAGUGCAUCCAUUGCGGUGACGGCGAGUGCAACGGCGGCUUCGGCUCCUGCAGCGACGGGCAGCACUACCUCAAGCAGCAGCACCAGCGGCAAUGCAGGCGCAACCUUCAGCGGCAACAGUUCCGGCGGAUCGACGACCGGAGGAGCACCAUCCGUCGUGGGAUCCGGUGGUUAUCCAAAGACAGAGUCGAGCAAGUCGAGUAGCACAGGAAGCACAGGCGGUGGCACCAGCAGCAAUUCCAGCAGCAACAAGCACGGCAGCAGCACCAAGGACAUCAGCAGCAGCAGCAAUCAGCAGCCGACGACUGGAAGCAGCAGCAAUGCACCCAGCCUGUAUGUCUCCGUCCCGCUGUCGACGGCUAAUGUACCUGGAAUAAAUCUACCCACCAGCAGCAGUAGCACUAAUACCACCAGCGAAUCACAAUCAGCACCAUCGCGCAGUAGCGGCGUUCAAUCGCAGCAUCAGCAGCAGAGCAAUUUACCGCCAAUGGGUGGAGCAGCAGGCUCGUUUCAUAGCGGCGCGAGUAGUGGUGGCCCCAACGGCGGCUCCUCGUCGGUCAUCCAGCAUCAGAGCGGCAAGUCAUCGCCGGCCCUGGCCAGCCUAGUCAGCGGCAAUAGUGGCGGCAGCAUAAUCUCCGCCAGCGGAGUCCCAAUUGCCAGUGGCAACCUGACUGCCACAACCACGGAGAGCGGCAACUUAAAGAUCAGCUACGAGAAACAAACAACACGGGUGCAGCAGCUGCAGGAGCAAGAGGCACCACCGGCACGACGCAGCAGAUCGCGCUCCGGUGAGAGUGGCAGUAAUCACCACCAUGCCCAUCACCACCACCACCAUCACCCCACCCAUCACAAUAGCCAUCACCAACAAAAUCCGCAGCAGCAGCAACAAUUACACCAACAGCAACAACAGAAUGCGUCAUCGCAGCAGCCACUUGUGCUGCACUCCUCCACAAACUCCUCCUCCUCCUCCACUUCGACCUCUUCGUCCUCCUUGUCGAGUGGCACUGCCACAUCUGCCUCCAAUUCCAAGGGUCCCUCGAGGUCGGGCAAAAAACGGGGAGCUGCACAAAGUAAAAAUGAUGCAACAGUGGCGACAACGGCAACUUUAGCAAUUUCUGCUGCCUCACCAGCCGAGAAGCAGAGUCGUCAUAGCUCGCCUCACUACAGUGCCACGCCCACACCGCCACCGUCGUCUGUGGCACCACCAGUAGUAUCCUCGCCGGUGGUAAUGUUGCAAUCCCUGUCCUCGUCCUCGGUCGAUUCCCCGCCAGCAACAGUGGCUGCCACUGCAACUAGUCGCAGCACGCGCAAUAACAGCAGCAGCAGCAACAACACCAAUCACAAUGGCGAGCAAACAUCCUCGUCCUGCUCGUCCACUUCGUCCUCCUCCUCGAGUGGAGGAUCCAGUGGUUUGCCCAAUGUAGUUAAUCUGCUAGACUCGCCGGUUAAUAUGUCAGCUACGGGGAGCUAUCGCGGCAGCAGCAACUCCUCGGGCAACGCGAUACCGGCGGGAAGCAACAACAGCCAAACCAAGCCCCUAAACAAAAAAAUGUUGCGUGCGCAGCAAACACAGCUGUAUCAGCAACAGCAGCAGCAACAACAGCAGCAAUAUGCACCCCCCGCUAGAUCCAACUCUCCCUCAAGCUCAGCCUCAGCUUCCAACUCUGCUAGCUUUCCGCACUUGCAACAGCCACAGCAGCAACAUGAAGAUCUAGAGAUUUUGCAAUUCACUAAUACGAAUAACACUCCUUCUUCCAAUACGCCUACGUCGAAAACUAACAACAGAACGCCAGAUCUCAGCCAGGCUAGCAGCUCAUCUUUAUCAGCGUCCGCAGUCCCCGCCACAACAGCUCCUUUGGUCAUGCUGAGCAACCAGCUGCCACUUAACUCAAUGGCUGGUGGUGGCUCUACCGGAGGCCUCAAGUUUACCUAUGAGAGUCAGACGCAGUUAGACGUGCCCAUGAUGCCUGUGAGCGCCAUAAAGGACUCGCCACCCAGUUCCCCUGGCUCGGAGAUUGGAUCGGCCAUGCACUCGGCAACGGCGGCAGUCAGUUCGCUGACUGCCGUUGCUCCAACAUGUGCGGCUGCUCAGCCUGGAAAUGUGCGGAAGCGCGGACGCAAGGCAAAGGAUUCGACGAUAGCAGCAGCUACGGCGGCAGCUGCAGCUGCAGCCGCUGCUGUUAGCAAUGUUCAACAGGAUCUCAAGGAUGUGCGCAUACUGCAGAACGGAGCGGCCAGUGGCUCGAGCAAUCCGGCUAGCAGCACACCCACGCCGCCGGCCACACCCGCUGCGUCAACGACAUCCACCUCGGCCAGCUCGAUCAUCACACACACGGCCGCCCACAUGCUAGGCAACCAAAUAAAUCCGAACAGCAGCGUCGCCCAGAAGCUCUCCGAACAGCUGCACAUGGAGGUGCAGGAUCACUCAAUAUACACGUCCGACUCCAUUAACUCGCAGUACGCUGGAGUCCCAUUCCCCGGAAAGCAGCGCAACUUAAGUGCCGCCUCCAGCAACGCCACACCAGCUCCGAAUCCGCUCCAGUCAAUGUUCAGCGGUGGCGGUAUCAACGGUAACAUGCCCAUUCCUCAGAGUCUAGAGCAGCUGCUCGAACGCCAGUGGGAACAGGGAUCCCAGUUUCUCAUGGAGCAGGCGCAGCACUUUGACAUUGCCUCGCUCCUAAAUUGCCUGCACCAGCUGCAGAGCGAGAACCUACGGCUGGAGGAGCAUGUGACCAGCCUAAUAGCGCGACGCGAUCACCUGCUGGCGGUCAAUGCGCGCCUGCAGAUCCCGCUUAACACCAUCGCAAGCAAUGCAAAGGCCGAGGCGCACGUCGCCAUAUCAACAACGGCAGCUCCAACAACCACAACAACAACCUCAACAACAACAGCAACAUCAACUUGUUCUACUUCUGUCAUUUCCACACUAGCUUCCAGCAGCAACAUCGGACUCAGCACCAACAUAAGUGCUCUUAAUGCGGCAACAACAAUCGCAGCAGCCGUUUCGCUGGCCACCACUGCUAUUAAUACCAAUACCACCAUCCCAACCAUGGCCAAUAGUCGACCCACAGUGGCACCAGCCAGUUCCAGCGGAGUAGUGCUGGACUACCGCGGACCAGUCACGACCAGCAAUAACAGCAGCAGCAACAGCACCAGUGGUAGCAACACCGCCAGCAACAGUGUGAACAGCAGCAACAGCAAUCCCUCAACCGCUUCAAAUGUCAGCGGACCCCCUGCAACACAAAUGUCCCUCUCCGGCAUUAAUAUGACGAAUGCAGCCAAUUUGGGAAUGAGGCAUAUUUCUGCGGCCCACGCGUACAACAAUGCUGGAAACAUCAACAGCAGCAGCAUGGGGAGUUUAAAUGCCAAUAGCGCCGUCAAUAGCAACACCUUGCACCACCAGCAACCGUCGCAGCAGCAGCAACAGGCGCAACACCAGCAGCAGCAGCAGCACGUGCAACAAGUGCAGCAGAAUCUUCACCAGUCGCACCACACCAGCGCAGCUGUGGCAGCCGCCCACAUGCUGGGCGUAGGAAUCAGCCUGGGCGCUGGAGGUGGUGCUGCCGCUGGCAUUGGACGAGGUGGGUCAGCGACAGCCAUGGCUGCAACAGCAGCACCAACCACAACUACUUUUACGACCACAGCGGGCACGGGCACGGGCAUGGGUCAGCAGCACCACCACCCACACCCACACCAACAUCCUAGCAUUCAGAUUCAAGUGGGUGGCGGCGGCGUUGGCGUUGACGGUUUAAGUAGCACCUCCUCCUCCUAUGCGGCGCACCACGCGGCGCUCUACAGCACGCAUCACCAGUCCCAACUAAGGCGCGACGAUAACCUCGCAAAAACCAGCUGAAAGUCGUACCGUGAGCAAGUGCUUCAGCAGGCACAGCAACAGCUGAAGAAGAAGCAAGACCUGGCCAACAAAGAACGCCAUCAUAACAGCAACAGGCAAUGCAGCAGUUCCCGUAAUCACGGCAACAACAAGCUGUCACAGCAACGUAACCUCAGCAAGCUUAAGCCGGUUGAGCUUGGAUUUCAGCAGCUGAUCGACAAAAAUGACGAUGAUCUCAGCAGCAACAGCAGCUCGUCAACCUUUUCAUCCUCCUCUCAGCAGCAGUCGUCGGUAGACUACGAGGCGGAGGACGAGAACGAGGACAAACAACGAAGGCCAUUACAUAAAAACGAGAAUGAAAGUUUGCUGCAUGUACAGAAUUUUCUAAAGUGCUUCGGACCCAAUGCUUAUGCAUCGGCAAUUACGGCAAAAGCAUCCAAUCCAGCAACCGCGACUAAACCGUUGGCCACUGUCAAGUCACCGGGAGCAGGGGAGCUGCGAGUGUGGCGCCAAAAUUAUCGCUUCGCAACCAAUACAGUUCAAGCAGCAACCACAGUAGCAACAUUACAGACCCCAUCAACAACCUUAGCGGAAAACUCAGCCACAAAUACAUCAAUGUUUCAAGCCCAGUCAAGUGCAAACCACAAACCAACCAAGUUUCAAAUAAACACAAAGUUUUUGCGCAAGCCACGCAACAAACUAUUGAAAAUGCUGCCAACAGCAACGGCAACAUCAGCAGCAACAGUUCCCAAGCAACUGGAACCACUGCAGCCGCAGCUGUUCAACGAUGAUUCCAACGCCAAAUUCAAAGACUUUUCAAUCGACUCGUUAUUGAAUAAGUAAUCAUAAAACAUUAACCUAUUAAAACAUACAGUUCAGCCUUAUUGUUUGUAGAAUAAUUAAACCAAUAGAAGCAGAGCCCAAGCCGCGUUCCUAAUUUCCCCCAACAAAAUCCCUAUAAAUUUUGUUUAGCCAAUCGAGUAUCCAUAACAUGAACAUAGCAACAACGUAUUCUAACUAUAAUUAGGAUGUUUAUUUAUUACAUGCAUAUUGUAUAACUAAUGGCGCAAUUCAUAACUAGAAUAAGAGUGUAAAUAUCUACUUAAAUACGAUAUAAUAAACCACAAACACGUGCUAGAAUUUUA